Molecule: messenger RNA, 591 nt
Organism: Phytomonas sp. EM1
Lineage: Eukaryota; Euglenozoa; Kinetoplastea; Trypanosomatida; Trypanosomatidae
Source: the annotation of a GenBank genome assembly
AUGUCUAGAAAUGGUGCGCAGGCCGCUACGGCAAACGGAGCGUCCGCGGGGAUAUCCACCUCAAGGCCUGCCUUCUCUGCCUUCUACGUAUUUCCUGACGACGUGAACUACCAUCGGCAAACGGGCAGGCCCGCUUCAUCUAACUUGGGGCGCCCGGAUUGGGGCCUUGUCUCCACACAGUACCUCCCGUUAAUGGGCGUUUCAGCCUCUCUGAACGUGGAGCGUGCCAUCUCUGCAAAUCAAGCGGCGUGGAGUGGGCAGAGCUACCCCAUCUCCCACAGUGGCAGCAGCGUCGGUACAGAUAUCGGUCAAUGCCAUCUUUCGCGCUAUGAAAACGUCGUUAUCGCGCCUGAGCUCGAUUUAGACCGUGGUAGCACCAGCAGUGGCUUCCUUCGAAGUCAUAACAGCUCCAUGUUAGAGUUCAUGCGGCGCCAAUCGCUGAGUGAGGAAGGACAGGAUCGGAGUCUCUCCGUUGGAGGAAGCUCCUGCUUCGAAGAAAACACCACCCCUACGGCAUACCCACCACACAAUUUUUACGCCGCCCUUGGCCCUGCCGGAUGCGCACCCUUGCCUUUAAGGGAAAAGAAAUAA